GGCGGCUCUCCCAAAAGUUGAACCUCGCCUUCUAGAAACAUCCGGCUAGGGCUGACGGCCAAGGUGCCCCGCGCCUCCAACCUCCUCUAGCGGCGGCGGGGCGCAUGGCCGGCGGCGAAGGGGCAGCCGCUGCGGGGGUGCCGACGCAGGCGGAGAUGGACCCCGGCCUCUCGCGCGGGGGCGGGUUGCCCAGCUUCGAGUUCGCGUUCAAUUCAGAGAACUUCUCCGACAGGGUGCUGCGGCUGGAGGUCGUCGCCAGCGACAGCGUCGCCGGAGGACCCCUCCCCGACUUGGCGUUACACCGCGAGGACCUCCGCCUCCACAAGGAGGAAGCAGAUGGCAAAAUUAUUGACUCUUCUUGUACCAUGGUGUCUGCGCCAGUUUUAAGAGUAAAGACCGUUUACAUCAAUUCGGUGGUUCUUGCUGCAAAUAGUCCAUUCUUUCGUAAGAUUUUCUCAAAUGGCAUGAAAGAGUCCGAUCAGAGGCAUAUAACACUCCAAGUUGCUGAUUCGGGAACGGAGGAAACUGUCAUUAUGGAGAUUUUGAGCUUUAUGUACACUGGAAAGCUGUCAACAACUGAGCCCAAUCUUCUGCUCGACAUCUUGAUGGCCGCUGAUAAAUUUGAGGUUCUUGCUUGCAUGAGGCAUUGUAACCAGUUACUCACAAACUUGCCUAUGACCAGAGAGUCUGCAUUGCUCUACCUAUAUUACCCGUGCUCCACUUCAGUGGCUGCUGAAAUUCGGCAUCUGACAAAUGCAGCCAAGGAAUUCCUCGCCAGCAAAUACAAGGUGUUGGCCAAGUUCUCUGAUGAACUGAUGGACAUGCCUCUUGCUGGGAUUGAAGCCAUCUUUUCUAGUACUGACCUACAAACAAGAUCUGAAGACACCGUAUAUAGCUUCUUGCUUGAGUGGGCGUGCAAGCAAUACCCAGAAACAGAGGAAAGGCACAAGAUAUGGAGUUCUAGUUUACUUCCGCUGGUGCGCUUCAGCCAUAUGACUUGGAGUAAACUCCAUGAAGUCCUGACAUGCGGUGAUGAUGGUGUAGACCGUGAGCAAACAAAGAAGCUUAUUACUGAUGCACUCUUGCACAAAGCUUACCCAGCACAUGAGCAAGGCACUACUGAAGCAGACACGACAAACUGUUGGCAAGUCCCACAGCGAGCUUACAGGCUUAAACCAAUCAAAGUGGUUGAAUUCGACCGGCCCUGCCCACAGGUCAUUGUUUACUUGGAUCUAACGCGCGAGGAGUGCUCCCGACUCUUCCCAGAAGGACACAUUUCCACGCACUUGUUCCAUCUUGCUGGACAGGAUUUUCGUCUCAUGGCAUACUGUGAAAUGGAUGAGCAGGACAAGGCAUACAGCUUUGGCCUCUUUAUAGCAACGGCUAAGAUGACAAGGGGGCCAACAUGUUUGACAGUUGACUUUGAAUUUGCUGCAAGGACAAGAUCAUCAGGAAAAUUCGUGACCAGGUGGGAGAACAAGUAUACCUUCGGCGGUGACUGGAUGCUCGGAUGCAGUGAUCUUUUUGAGGUUCCAUGGUCGACGUUCAUUGCCAACGACAACCUCUUCAUCGAUGACGUGCUGCAUCUGAGAGCUGACUUGAGGGCGUUGGUGGCGCCGCCAGGACUACAGGCUUGAUAAUAUCUCACUCAGCAAAGUUAGGUCGAUAGCUUCAAUGCCAUUUCAGAUAGUUUUAUUGGUUGGCUAGGCGCAGUGAAAAGUUCAUGCGUAUGCUGUUUUGUUUCGUCAUUUUGGUAUGUCUGCUGGAGAAGGAGGCCUGGCGUGAAAGUUGAAAAAGCCCGCACGCAAGACAUACACUUUUGGUCUGACUUACACAUCUUUUACCAAAACUUGAGUGCUCAUUCUUUUGUGUUCUAGAUAGAUUUGCCAUCGUCAGCUCGGUGUCCGACGAGGAAGCCGGCCGUGGUAGCCUAUGUACCGUGCUACACGAUUUAAUGUCGAGCAGCUUACCGGGUUGUGCAAAAAUAUAUGUUUCUGUAUGUAAUGUACCGAUGGAUGAAUAUGUUGGAUAAAUCGAAUGAUAAUCCUCAUUCAUGCA
This is a messenger RNA of Hordeum vulgare subsp. vulgare (domesticated barley), 2058 nucleotides long. RefSeq names its product BTB/POZ domain-containing protein At2g46260-like. Gene Ontology annotation, cellular component: nucleus. The transcript is spliced from 5 exons. Lineage: Eukaryota; Viridiplantae; Streptophyta; Magnoliopsida; Poales; Poaceae. Gene Ontology annotation, biological process: response to red light. Bases 105 to 1637 code for a protein of 510 amino acids. Gene Ontology annotation, molecular function: protein binding. The record is from RefSeq and is a predicted model, not a curated record.